Molecule: messenger RNA, 1098 nt
Organism: Bacillus rossius redtenbacheri
Lineage: Eukaryota; Metazoa; Arthropoda; Insecta; Phasmatodea; Bacillidae
Product: dehydrogenase/reductase SDR family member 11-like
Exons: 6
Coding region: 144-878 (244 amino acids)
Source: RefSeq, a predicted model, not a curated record
CACAAUUGGCCACGCCAGGUGUUAAUCUUCACUCGAGGCGAUAAGAUACCACGUCAAUACAAAAGGCCUUCACGAGCCUGCAAGAGCCAAGUCGAUCGCAGAAUUGCAGGGCAGAAGGAAUAGACAGUGCAGCUACAAGGAAGAUGGAGCACUGGAAGGGCAGAGUGGCGGUGGUGACUGGGGCCAGUGUUGGUAUAGGGGCCGCCAUAGCGAAGGAGCUGGUGCUGAGAGGCAUGAAGGUAGUGGGGCUGGCACGAAGACCCGAGCUCAUACAGGAGCUGGCUGCCAGCCUCAAGGAUGCCCCAGGAAAGUUGUACCCUCUUAAGGCUGACCUGGCCGUGGAGAAGGACAUCUUGGCCGCCUUCAAGUGGGUCACAGAGAAUCUGGGAGGAGUCGACGUCCUGGUGAACAAUGCUGCCCUGUACAAUUUGUCAAAACUGUCAGAGGCCAAGACGAGCGACUGGAAGAGCAUGCUCGAGGUCAACGUGCUCGGACUCAGCAUCUGCACGAGAGAGGCCAUCCAGAACAUGAAGCAGAGGGGAGUAGAUGACGGAUACAUCUUCCACAUCAGCAGCGUCUGCGGACACUGGGUGUCCGUCGUGGAGGGGAUCUCCAUGUACUGCGCCACCAAGCACGCCGUCACGGCGCUCACAGAUGGGCUGAGGAAGGAGCUGACCUCUCUCAAGUCCCACAUCAGGAUCACGGCCAUCAGCCCGGGCGCUGUGGACACUAACAUGCUCUGGAAGACUCCACUCGACGUGCCGCCGCCAUCUCUGAAGCCAGAGGACGUAGCAGAUCUGGUCGUGUAUGCCCUGUCCACGCCCAGCAGAGUGCAGAUUCACGAGAUAAUAGUCCGGCCGCAAGGCGAGGCCAUCUAAAAACUAAAAUUCCAUCAGCAGUAGAAGAAACAAGUGUCGCUACAGCCACAGCGUCAAGUCAAAAGAUCAACACUACCACCAUUCGAAAAUUUAAAUCCUUAUCCUAUUCAAGGAGAAUCAAAGUUGAAUAAUACAAAAUUGCAAUUAUUGUAUAAAGAUUAUGUGUUCAAAGAAUGUUAUUGUUACAGAAAGUUGAAAGUUAAUAAAUAAAUAUUUUUUA